This is a messenger RNA of Bufo gargarizans (Asiatic toad), 2055 nucleotides long. Its product is annotated as aspartate aminotransferase, cytoplasmic-like. The record is from RefSeq and is a predicted model, not a curated record. Lineage: Eukaryota; Metazoa; Chordata; Amphibia; Anura; Bufonidae. Gene Ontology annotation, biological process: L-aspartate biosynthetic process. Gene Ontology annotation, molecular function: L-aspartate:2-oxoglutarate transaminase activity; pyridoxal phosphate binding. Bases 62 to 1309 code for a protein of 415 amino acids. The transcript has a single exon. Gene Ontology annotation, cellular component: cytosol.
GUGAAGGUGAAGGUGAGCGCUCCAGUGUGUGCUGCCCAGGUGACUGGAUACCGUGGUUGCUAUGGCUGCUUCCUCUUCUUCCAUCUUCGCGUCCGUCCCUCAGGCUCCCCCGGUGCUCGUGUUUAAGCUUACAGCGGACUUUCGCGCUGACUGUGACCCUCGCAAGGUCAACCUGGGAGUGGGAGCCUAUCGGACCGAUGACUCCCAGCCCUGGGUCCUGCCAGUGGUCAAGAAGGUGGAACAGAAGAUAGCCAGCGACAACACCUUAAAUCACGAGUUCCUGCCGAUCCUCGGGCUGCCAGAGUUCCGCGCCAGCUCCUCAAGGAUUGCCCUGGGUGAUGACAGUCCAGCUUUUAAGGAGGAUCGGGUAGGUGGUGUCCAGUCUCUGGGUGGUACCGGCGCACUACGCAUCGGAGCAGAGUUUUUAAGGCGCUGGUACAAUGGAAACAAUAAUACCGCAACCCCCAUCUACAUUUCAGCUCCUUCCUGGGAGAACCACAACGCUGUAUUUCUUGAUGCCGGCUUUAAAGAUAUCCGAAGUUACCGUUACUGGGAUGCUGCUAACCGAGGGCUUGACCUCAAGGGACUCCUGGAAGACUUAGAGAAUGCUCCGGAGCACUCCAUCUUUGUUCUGCACGCCUGCGCACACAAUCCCACUGGAACAGACCCCAAACAAGAUGAGUGGAAGCAGAUUGCUGAUGUCAUGAAGAGACGCUUCCUCUUCCCAUUCUUCGACUCGGCCUAUCAAGGAUUUGCCUCUGGAAACCUGGACAAGGACGCCUGGGCUGUGCGAUACUUUGUGGCUCAGGGCUUUGAGCUGUUCUGCGCUCAGUCUUUCUCUAAGAACUUUGGUUUAUACAAUGAGAGAGUUGGUAACUUGACCGUUGUAGGUAAAGACAGUGAUAAUGUUGCCCGUGUCCUCUCUCAGAUGGAAAAGAUUGCGCGUACAACCUGGUCAAAUCCUCCGUCACAAGGCGCUCGCAUUGUUGCCACCACUCUGACCACCCCUGAACUUUUUGAUGAAUGGAGAGACAAUGUGAAGACUAUGGCCGAUCGGGUCCUCUUAAUGCGAGCAGAACUAAAAUCCAGAUUGGAGGCUCUUAAUACACCUGGAACUUGGAAACAUAUUGUGGAGCAGAUAGGAAUGUUCAGCUUUACUGGCCUCAAUCCAAAGCAAGUUGAAUACCUCAUAAAAGAAAAGCAUAUUUAUCUGAUGGCAAGUGGACGCAUCAACAUGUGUGGGCUGACAACGAAGAACCUGGACUACGUGGCCCAGUCUAUCUAUGAAGCUGUCACCAAGAUCCAGUAAUCUGAGGCCCAGAACUGCAGUAACCGGUGUCAUUAGAAUUGUGUUUGUGUUUUUAUUUUUUUGUCUUUUCAUGGCUUUAAAUUGAACAAAAUAAUGCAGGGAGAAAUAGGUUACAUACAUGCAACACAAUAUCCUCUCUGAUCCUACGGAAAGGUGAGAAAAAUCAUACACUUGAGUCUUGCGUUCAAACAAAAAAAGCACUUGGGUAGAACUUCUCAUUGGCAUCUCCUUCUAAAGGUUUGGCAGCUAACUGCAGCACUCGGUGAAGUGCAUGCUGGGAGAUGUAGUAAAACUCAGCAGGAAAUCAUAACUGCCACUAUGUGAAUUCGUAUCAGUAAAAUUGAGCUUUACUUUGAGGGGGUUGUCCAGGCAUUCUCUCUGAUGUAGUGAGGCACAAGGAUCAUGCACGGAUCCCAUUAAUUGGGACCCGUGCAUGAUAGUGUCUGGACCUUGUUACAUCUCAGAGUAUGGCUCGGCGACCCCUUCAGGGUUUUCUGUUAUCCCAGGGCUUACCAUACGACCACUGCAACAAUGGGCUUAAAGCGUUUUUCCAUGACGUUAUUUAUAACCCACUUAGGGUUAAAAAGAACUUGCCGUUACUUAUCCUGAUUGCUGCCAUUCCCUGCUGCCCUCAACGUCUUGGUUUGAUGUGCUAGAAAUGCCAGGAAAGGACCAUAUAGCAAAUCACUGACCGAGGUGGGUAACUACUAUGGCCAGUGAUUGGCUUAGCUGGUGCCCACAGCAGU